Molecule: messenger RNA, 2477 nt
Organism: Eleginops maclovinus (Patagonian blennie)
Lineage: Eukaryota; Metazoa; Chordata; Actinopteri; Perciformes; Eleginopidae
Gene: sc5d
Product: sterol-C5-desaturase
Exons: 5
Coding region: 40-927 (295 amino acids)
Cellular component (GO): membrane
Molecular function (GO): iron ion binding; C-5 sterol desaturase activity
Source: RefSeq, a predicted model, not a curated record
GCUGUACCGGAGUACGAGCAACAAACACAAGAUCUCACCAUGGAUCUUGUGCUGAAUGUUGCCGAUCAUUACGUCCUCACCCCGUAUGUGUACCCGGCCUCCUGGCCUGAGGACGGGGCCCUGCGGCAGAUCGUCAGCCUGCUGGUGCUCACCAACCUGGGGGCCGCCGUCCUCUACCUGGGCCUCGGGGCCAUCAGCUACUUCUUCAUCUUCGACCACAAUCUGAUGAAACACCCACAAUUCCUGGAGAAUCAGGUUCGGAGGGAGAUCAAAUACGCGAUGACCUCACUUCCUGUGAUCAGCAUCCCCACGGUGGCUCUGUUUUUCGUUGAAGUUCGAGGAUACAGCAGACUGUACGACAACGUCCACGACUCCCCGCUAGGCUGGCCCGGGCUCUUCCUCAGUAUGAUCUCCUUCCUCUUCUUCACUGACAUGUGCAUCUACUGGAUCCAUCGCUUCCUGCACCACCGGCUCAUUUACAAGCUGUUCCACAAGCCUCACCACAUCUGGAAGAUCCCGUCUCCGUUCGCCAGCCACGCCUUCCACCCGGUGGACGGCUUCCUGCAGGGCCUCCCGUACCACAUCUACCCCUUCCUCUUCCCGCUGCACAAGCUGCUCUACCUCGCCCUCUACGUCUUCGUCAACAUCUGGACCAUCUCCAUCCACGACGGGGACUACCGUGUCCCCCCCGCCCUCACGCCCGCCAUCAACGGCUCGGCGCACCACACCGACCACCACCUGUUCUUCGACUACAACUACGGGCAGUACUUCACGCUGUGGGACCGGCUGGGGGGUUCGUACCGGCACCCGUCGGCCCUGCUGGGGAAGGGUCCUCACGAUCUGAUCCGGAAACUUCAGGCGGAGGGGAAGUUAGGAGAGGACAGAGGGAAGGGGAGAGGGAGGGGAGUCACGUGUAAAGAGGAGUGACUGAAGAGGUGAUCAAGGGAUUUAUUUUUGUAAAGACAAUGGGCUGAACUUAGAUACUCCACCACACUACAAUAAGGUACGGUACGAGCAUCAACAAGGACAGAUAUUUAGACGAGAAACCAGUGAACAAGCAUUUAACGUUACAAAACAACCACUGAAGUCCAAACGUUCAAGACCCUUUAACGCACUUUUAACAUAGGAUGCACAGAUGAGUGCUUCAGUCUUUAAAGAACCCAUAAAAUGAACAUUUUAAACAUAAUUUAAUGGACAUUUUCUGCAAGUUUAACAUGUUUUUACCAGAGCAGCUUAAUGCUCAGAGCUUUGAGUCGGCCGACGUUUAAACACACGUGUGAAACCGGUCCAAACUGGUGCAGAUAUUUUGUAAAACGUCCGAGCCUGAUGCCAACAUUUUGUAUAUUAAGCAAUUAGACUUCCACCAUAACCUUUAACGGACAUUUCCUCCGGGAUAUAAACCUGCAUUUAAUUUAGGAGUUACUUGAGUGUAGACAAUGUUAACAUAGGGUGUCUCGAUGGGUUGACGUACGAUCUUUGGGCUGAUUUUCCUUGUGAUGGGUGGUUUUAAACGUGCCUGUUUGCUAUCCUGGCCUCAAAAUGGUAAAUUAAGCUCCAUAUUGAUUUCAAGGACAGCAGAAAGUCUACAUUUCUUCCAACAUAGACUGAAAACUGUUUCAAAUGCUAACAAUUGGUUUGAUUCUUUGUUGUUUUGGAUAGAAGCUGAAUCAAAUAUUCCUGUCUUUGCCAAAUAUGCUUCUGUGAGAUUUUAAAUGGGGUGGUGGUGGUGGGGGGGGGGGGUUCAAUCAGAGGGUCAGUGGUUUGAUCCGCAGCCCCAGCAGUCAACAGGUCUAAGUGUCCUUCCUUCAUGUCCACAGGACUGCAGUGUGUCAGUCACUUUGGAUAAAAGCGUUAGCAUGUAGCAUGUUAGCAUGUAUUAGAAGCUAGUUUUGGGAUCGAUAUACUGAAUUCUUUAACGUACCAAUCCAGCUAAUAAUCCACAGGCACAUGGACGUGAGGAGUCAGAGUUCCUGUCCUGCAGUGCUUUGAUAAAGAAGAGUUCUGCAGAUCCAAGAGACGUCAUUUAAUGGGAGUUUCACUUCAUGAUUCAACAAUUAGUUUUUGGUUUUUAAUUCAUAUUGAAUCUUAGGAACGUGGCGGAUGAACACCUUACAGAUUUCUAAACUGUAGAAGAUUAAAUCCUCCGGUUCAUUUCUCGACUCAUGUCUUCUCCCUGUCAGCUGAGGGGACUGCAUCAUCUUUAGUGUGAGAAUUCAAUGCUGUUUUAUGUGUUUUGACAGACUAAGUAGAAAUAAUUUUGGGAUAUAAAUAAUAAUGAUGAAUACAGGAAUCCAACUUUGUCCAACGUUUUACUUUGAAAUGUGACUGUGCUUUUGCAAAUGCAUUAAAUAUGAGAGCUCAUUCUGGCCUUAAACAAGGAGACCUUACUCACUUUGUCUGCUGCUUUUAAGCCUUAUUUUGACACAUAAAUCAUCAUGAUUUCAUCUGAAGCAUCAUAAACUCAUUGUGACCUAUCA